Messenger RNA from Hibiscus syriacus, 1910 nucleotides. RefSeq names its product AP-2 complex subunit mu. The coding region runs from base 249 to 1565 and encodes 438 amino acids. The record is from RefSeq and is a predicted model, not a curated record. Gene Ontology annotation, biological process: endocytosis; intracellular protein transport. Gene Ontology annotation, cellular component: cytoplasmic vesicle; clathrin adaptor complex. The transcript has 13 exons. NCBI's taxonomy places the organism in Eukaryota, Viridiplantae, Streptophyta, Magnoliopsida, Malvales, Malvaceae.
UGUCCCUUGACCUGACCUGUAUAUCUUUCCAACAACGAACUGUUCAAAGCUCUUUUUACUCUUUAAUAUCCUUUUCCUUUCAAAUUAUCUCCUUCGCCGAGGCUUUGAUCACCGAACUGAAGUUGAACGCGAACGCUCUCUAUUUUUCCAGAUCCGGUCCCGUCGCCGGUUUCAGCAACCUCCGAUCCAAUUAGUUCACCAAUUGAUAUCACUUCAUUUAGCGUGUUACGCGAUCCACUGGAACGAAGAUGCCGGUGGCCGCUUCUGCAAUCUACCUCUUGAAUCUUCGCGGUGAUGUCCUCAUCAAUCGUCUCUACCGCGACGAUGUCGGGGGAAAUAUGGUGGAUGCCUUCCGAAUGCACAUUAUGCAGACAAAAGAACUUGGAACUUGUCCCGUGCGACAGAUUGGAGGCUGCUCUUUCUUUUAUAUGAGAAUUAGCAAUGUAUACAUCGUAAUUGUGGUCAGCAGUAAUGCUAAUGUAGCUUGUGCUUUCAAGUUCGUUGUUGAGGCUGUUGCUUUGUUUAAAUCAUAUUUCGGUGGUGCUUUUGAUGAAGAUGCUAUUCGUAAUAAUUUCGUUCUGAUUUAUGAGUUGUUGGAUGAGAUCAUGGACUUUGGCUACCCACAAAAUCUUUCUCCUGAAAUUUUAAAGCUUUACAUUACUCAGGAAGGAGUUCGGUCUCCAUUUUCAUCCAAGCCUUCGGAUAAGCCUGUUCCAAAUGCAACUUUACAAGUCACAGGUGCGGUUGGCUGGCGAAGAGAGGGACUUGUUUAUAAAAAGAAUGAGGUGUUUCUGGACAUUGUGGAAAGUGUAAACCUACUGAUGUCUUCAAAAGGCAGUGUUCUGCGAUGUGAUGUUACAGGGAAGAUUCUUAUGAAGUGCUUCCUUUCUGGAAUGCCUGAUCUGAAAUUGGGCUUGAAUGAUAAAAUUGGGCUCGAGAAAGAAUCACAAUUAAAGUCCCGGCCUGCUAAAAGUGGCAAGACAAUUGAGCUGGAUGAUGUUACUUUUCAUCAGUGCGUAAAUCUUACAAGAUUCAACUCAGAAAAGACUGUUAGUUUUGUGCCACCAGAUGGUGAAUUCGAAUUAAUGAAGUACCGAAUCACUGAGGGAGUUAAUCUUCCUUUCCGGGUGUUGCCAACAAUCAAGGAGCUUGGUCGAACACGAAUGGAAGUAAAUGUUAAGGUUAAAAGUGUCUUUGGAGCAAAGAUGUUUGCUCUUGGGGUUGUCAUCAAAAUUCCCGUUCCAAAACAGACCGCGAAAACUAGUUUCCAAGUAACAUCAGGUCGAGCAAAGUAUCAAGCUUCUAUCGAUUGCUUGGUUUGGAAGAUAAGAAAAUUCCCCGGACAAACAGAACCAACCUUGAGCGCAGAAGUUGAGUUAAUUUCCACGAUGGCAGAGAAGAAAUCUUGGACUAGGCCACCAAUUCAGAUGGAAUUUCAGGUUCCAAUGUUUACAGCCUCUGGUUUACGUGUCCGGUUUCUUAAGGUGUGGGAAAAGAGUGGGUAUAACACGGUUGAAUGGGUUCGCUAUAUUACCAAGGCUGGUUCAUACGAGAUCAGGUGCUAGAAAACGUGGGAUUGGUACCGUGAGGUUGUACAAGAGAAACAUGAGCAGUGAUGAUAAUAUUUACUCCCAUGAGUCCACAUUUCUCUCCGAAAGGAUGCAGGCUUGUGUUAUAUGCUUGGGUGAAUUUAAUAGGCAUUUUCUUUUCCCUCCGAAAGCAUUUUGUUUAUAUUAUUAGAUUUGAAGAGUGAGUAUUUGGUUGUUGUUAUGUUUCUCUUGUUAAGGCUAAGCCCUUUUGUUCACAAAGCUGUGUUAUUUGUUUGCAAUUGCAUGUUGGCACACAUUUUGUUGUAACCAUACAUGGGUCCGUUUUAAGACAAUUAUGAUUGGGAUAAGCUUCAACAUUUU